AUGUUCUAUAGCCAUGAAAUACUGACGUCCCCCGAGCAUGGUGUUGCUACGAUAUGGCUGGUAGCGACUCUAGGCUCAAAGUCUAUCACGCGGAAGUUGAACCGCAAGGCAAUAUUGGAUGUGGACGUUACCAGAGCUUGCGGUGUGAUCAAAGACCCAGAGGCUCCAAUGGCGCUGAGACUCCAGGGGAACCUGUUGUACGGAGUCUCGCGAGUCCACAAUCAACAAUGCGGUUAUACGCUCACCGAUGUCCAGGCUGUACAUGACCGAAUGAGAUCGCUGUUAAGGGUCAUGUCUGGGGGAGGAUUGGAUCCAAGUGCUGGAAAAGCGAGACCAGAACAGCUCAUAUUGCCUUACGAUCCGACCUUUCUGCCAGAGACCAAUCUUCCUGGACUGGGGCUCGACUUGUCCAGCUUGAUACUCUCAGAGAACAAGACAUUGAGUCAGCAGUCUUCCAUGUUACUACCUGCUACACCCGACCUUCAUCAAUCCUCACUUGCCCUGAGCACCAGCCCUCGUCUCAGCUUCUCGUCCAGCGAUAUCGCCAUGCGGGAUUGGGGCCGAUUCGGCUCCGACACAGACGCCACCGGCUUCGUUCAAAGCGGCCAUGGCUUAGUUGGAAUUGCGUCUUCUGCUUUUGAGGAGGGUGGUGUCCUGCUUCAACCGGACUUUGAGUUCGACGAGGAUGGGAAUAUAGUCGAACUUGGACCUCGCCGCGCUUCUGAAAUAACUAGGCACAGAGAAAGUGACACCCCUAUUCCCCGAGAAUAUGAUCAUAACCCGCUGCAUGACUUGUCAACUCAGGCGAUGGCCGUAGACGACGAGAUGGUAAUGGUCGUUCAGGAGCCUAGCGGGUCAUCUCGAGCUCAGUCGUCCACAGACCAACCCGUUGUCCCUGUUCUGGAAGAAAAGGAGGUGGAGACUGAGACUGCCCAGGCUAGUAAUAGGGUAUCUACAGGCCGUGGCAAACGCCAACCUAGACCCAUACUCUCUGACGAACAGAUCGCACUGCGAAAUACAGAGUUGGCAGGCCUUAAUAAUGGCUAUGUAGAGAACAUGGCUGCUGCUGUGAAACAAAAGUCUUAUAGCAAACAGUCAGCACAGGCCAAGAAGAACGCUAUUCUUUGGGUGUAUGGUCUUGGUAUAGGAUCUGUUGGUGCUGGGGUAGGCGCCUCGCAGUACCAGCAUCCUUUGCAAUGCUUCUCAGGAGACGCCUUGUUUGAGGCUCUAAGUGGCAAGACCCAGAGAAAGACACUCAAGCGCAAACAGCCUUUUGAGCUGGAACAUGACUCCGAUUCCGAGGCACGGCGAGUACGUGCAAAGGAGGAGGAAUACGAGGAGGAAAUGGGCCGCGGUGAACAGGUAGAGGACGAGGACUUCUGGCGCGAGAACGUCGAGAUCGGCCGUCAAGCGUCAUCGGUGAUUCACGACGGACACUCCCAAAUGCCGUGGAACGUCACUGCCUCAGUGCAGAGUUCUCGAUUCGGCUCUUCCAUCGCGAAUGCAUUCCGCGGAUUUCGAAGCGCCAGCGACGUAUCGUCCCGACCCAUGCCGCACUCCGUGGGAUCGUUUGGAACAGAUCUAGAUAUUGCUCAGCUGCAAGGCGGAAGAUCACGCAGUCAAGCCAGUACAAGCCCACUCGCCGGGCGCAGCCUUCCUUUCGACAUUGACGCGUUGACCGGCUUGGAUCUCGAAGCCAACGACCUGGCGAAUCUCGAAGACCUUGACCUGGGCGAUUAUCUCCAGACAAAUCACUACUCGGAUCAAAAUGCCGGCGUGGAAGGCGUCCAGGGUCGAAAUCAACUCGAUUCUCAAAAUACACACCUCUCCACACUGGACCAGGAAAGCGUCAACUUCCUCGAAUUCCUCACGGUCAAAAUUGACGGCCAGAUGACAGCAUCCACCCACGGACCCGGUGGUACUGCUUCUUCUGGAGUGAAACAAAUCACCUUUUCUGCGCUCAUCCCUCCAGAGAGUAGCUCUCGUGCUGUAGCGACACAUGGGCUUAUGCAUACACUCACCCUGGCAACCAAGGGCUUCAUAAUUGUUGCACAGGAGCCCUACGAAGAUCAUAGUAGCGAGGAACAUGGAACACGGUACCGCUAUGGGGAGAUUCAUCUCCAGUUGUUGGGAGCGUAG
Aspergillus candidus is the source of this 2139-nucleotide messenger RNA. Its product is annotated as Rad21/Rec8 N terminal domain protein. The transcript has 6 exons. The record is from RefSeq and is a predicted model, not a curated record. NCBI's taxonomy places the organism in Eukaryota, Fungi, Ascomycota, Eurotiomycetes, Eurotiales, Aspergillaceae. Gene Ontology annotation, molecular function: protein binding; chromatin binding. Gene Ontology annotation, biological process: synaptonemal complex assembly; replication-born double-strand break repair via sister chromatid exchange; mitotic sister chromatid cohesion. Gene Ontology annotation, cellular component: synaptonemal complex; cohesin complex. The coding region runs from base 1 to 2139 and encodes 712 amino acids.